AGCGCUUAAGCGAAAGCUCUCUCAUGCCUCAGACGUCUCGGUUAUCAAGUCCGUAGUUUGUACUAAUCGCGAGAAAGGCCUGGCAUUCGAAGAGCAAGUCGUGACUCUCAUGCGGUCGCUUAACUGCGAGCUGCAGGCGACGCAGCAGUCCCGCGACGGAGGAAUCGAUCACCAGGGUUCGUGGACGCUACCUGAUAUGGAGGUGGACGUUGUAACACAGUGCAAGAACGAGAGCAAACCGGUUGGUGUCCAAUACGUGCGAGAGUUCCAUGGGGUGCUGAGUUUCUUCCCUCCUACCACCGUGGGGCUCUUCGCGUCGGCGUCGGGGUACAGUCUCUACGCCCAGAGGUUCUUCCUGCGGAUGACACCCCCUGCCAUCUUGUGCUCCAUUGAUACCGACUCGGGUCGUCUUACGUCUUUCCUGCUUAACGACCGUGCCCAGACGCUGCUGCCCAAACUUACCGUUGGCUCGCUGUUUAUGAACCAAGAGCAUGUACUUGUGCUCACCUACGGCGACAGAAUCCUCGGCUGAACUCGCAUUGCUACUCUAGAGGAUAAUUCCCGUCACGUCGAUAGAAUCCAGCAACCAACACUCGAGAACGUGAUCAUAAAUGAACAAUACAUGUGCUCUAUGACCCGA
Messenger RNA from Phytophthora infestans T30-4, 640 nucleotides. RefSeq lists its product as uncharacterized. The transcript has 2 exons. Lineage: Eukaryota; Oomycota; Peronosporomycetes; Peronosporales; Peronosporaceae. Bases 110 to 532 code for a protein of 140 amino acids. Gene Ontology annotation, biological process: DNA restriction-modification system. Gene Ontology annotation, molecular function: endonuclease activity; DNA binding. The record is from RefSeq and is a predicted model, not a curated record. Gene Ontology annotation, cellular component: mitochondrion.